Molecule: messenger RNA, 2147 nt
Organism: Ochotona curzoniae (black-lipped pika)
Lineage: Eukaryota; Metazoa; Chordata; Mammalia; Lagomorpha; Ochotonidae
Gene: TESK1
Product: testis associated actin remodelling kinase 1
Exons: 10
Coding region: 1-1878 (625 amino acids)
Biological process (GO): actin cytoskeleton organization; protein phosphorylation; positive regulation of stress fiber assembly
Cellular component (GO): nucleus; cytoplasm
Molecular function (GO): ATP binding; protein serine/threonine kinase activity
Source: RefSeq, a predicted model, not a curated record
AUGGCCGGCGAACGGCCCCCGCUGCGGGGCCCUGGGCCUGGAGAGGCGCCGGGGGAGGGGCUGCCGGGCCCCGGGGGUGCAGGCGGAGGCCCGGGCCGGGGCCGCCCCUCCUCCUACCGGGCUCUCCGCAGCGCGGUGUCCAGCCUGGCGCGGGUGGACGAUUUCCACUGCGCCGAGAAGAUCGGGGCCGGCUUCUUCUCCGAGGUCUACAAGGUUCGGCACCGACAGUCUGGGCAAGUCAUGGUGCUGAAGAUGAACAAGCUCCCCAGUAACCGGGGCAACACGCUGCGAGAGGUGCAGCUCAUGAACCGGCUGCGGCACCCGAACAUCCUAAGGUUCAUGGGCGUCUGUGUGCACCAAGGACAGCUGCACGCUCUCACAGAGUACAUGAAUGGGGGGACCCUGGAACAGCUGCUCAGCUCCCCCGAACCCCUGUCUUGGCGGGUCAGGCUCCACCUGGCCUUGGACAUUGCUCGAGGCCUGCGGUAUCUGCAUGCCAAGGGUGUAUUCCACCGAGACCUCACGUCCAAGAACUGUCUGGUCCGACGGGAAGACCGAGGCUUAACGGCCGUGGUGGGUGACUUCGGACUGGCUGAGAAGAUCCCUGUGUACAGGGAAGGGGCAAGGAAGGAACCCCUGGCUGUGGUGGGCUCCCCAUACUGGAUGGCGCCGGAGGUGCUGCGCGGCGAGCUGUAUGACGAGAAGGCUGAUGUCUUCGCCUUCGGGAUCGUCCUGUGUGAGCUCAUCGCCCGCGUACCCGCGGAUCCUGAUUACUUACCCCGGACUGAGGACUUCGGCCUGGACGUGCCUGCAUUCCGCACCCUGGUGGGGGACGACUGCCCACUGCCUUUCCUGCUUCUGGCUAUCCACUGCUGCAGCAUGGAACCCAGCACCCGUGCUCCCUUCACUGAAAUCACCCAGCACCUGGAGUGGAUCCUGGAGCAGCUGCCUGAACCAGCUCCCCAUACCAGGAGUCUCCUGACGUCCACUCAGGAGGCUGUGCCAAGAGGGGGUCCCUCUGCCACGCUUCCCAGGUCAGAUCCCCGCCUCUCCCGAAGUCGGUCGGACCUCUUCCUGCCCCCGUCACCAGAAUCACCCCCCAACUGGGGGGAUCAUCUGACUCGAGUGAACCCCUUCUCGCUAAGGGAAGACCUCAGGGGUGGCAAGAUCAAGCUCCUGAACACACCCAGCAAGCCUGUCGCCCCCCUCCCCCUCGUACCUCCAUCGCUGAUGCCCUCCACCCAGUUGCCCUUGGUGACCACCCCGGAGAACCUGGUCCAGCCGGGCACCCCUGCCCGCCGCUGCCGUUCGCUGCCCUCAUCCCCUGAGCUCCCUCGGCGCAUGGAGACUGCACUGCCAGGCCCCGGCCCUCCUGCCUUUGUGCCCUCAGCCGAGGAGAGCAUGGAGUGUGAGGGCAGUAGCCCUGAGCCAGAACCUGCAGGCCCAGCCCCACGGCUGCCCCUGGCCGUGGCCACAGACAACUUCAUCAGUACUUGCUCUUCUGCCUCCCAGCCCUGGAACCCCAGGUCAGGACCUCCCCUCAACAACAACCCUCCAGUUGUGGUGAAUUCCCCACAGGCCUGGGCUGGGGAGCCCUGGCACCACACCCAGCACAGCCUGCCCCGGGCAGCAGCGCUGGAGCGGACAGAACCCUCGCCGCCACCUGCAGCUCCCCGGGAGCCUGAGGAUGGGCUGCCUUGUCCUGGAUGCUGCCUCGGCCCCUUCAGCUUUGGCUUCCUGUCCAUGUGCCCGCGCCCCACACCAGCCGUUGCCCGCUACCGCAACCUCAACUGUGAGGCGGGCAGUCUCCUCUGCCACCGAGGGCACCACGCUAAGCCACCCACACCCAGCCUGCAGCUGCCAGGGGCACGCUCCUAGCAGUGGGGCCUCGGACUUCUUAGGCCUCCACCUUUGGCCUUCAGGACACACCUAUAAGUCCAGGCUGGGCUGACGGACUCCUCUCCCCAUGUAGGGGAGCCUCAGCAUGGACUCGAGGGACACAGCACUUGGCCAACGCAACCCCUGGGCUCGCUCUCCUGCGGGGCUCACCCAACCAGACACAGCGUUGCUGACACACGAGACUAACACGUGCAAAUUAUUUAAAGUGAUUUCAAUAAAACUGCCUGGCUGGCUCCGGGCUGCCCUUA